ACCACCUCUCAGGCACGUCACAGACACACAGAGCGCCAUUAGACUGAUGGCAGAUCUUCAACAGGAGUGAAUCAGUGUUUAACAGUGUGAACAGCGCGAAGACUUCAUGCGAAGCGCAGAUCGGUGGCUCUUUGUGUGCGUUACUGUCAUAUUUGGAUCUAUAUGGCUGCUGUGAUCGGCUAGUGGGGCUCGAAUCAGGCUUUGUUUUUGCGUCCGGGAGAGAGAGAGAGUUUGGGCAUGGCGGCGGCUGGAGGAAAGACGUACUCGUUCAAGGUGGUUCUUCUGGGGGAGGGUUGCGUCGGCAAAACAUCGCUGGUGCUGCGAUACUGCGAGAACAAAUUCAACGAUAAACACAUCACCACCCUUCAGGCAUCGUUCCUUACAAAGAAGCUCAACAUCACAGGAAAGAGAGUCAAUCUGGCUAUAUGGGAUACGGCUGGUCAGGAGCGUUUUCAUGCCCUUGGACCAAUCUACUACAGAGAUUCCAACGGCGCCAUAUUGGUGUAUGAUGUCACGGAUGAGGACUCGUUUCAAAAGGUGAAGAAUUGGGUAAAAGAAUUGAGGAAAAUGUUGGGGAAUGAGAUCUGUUUAUGUAUAGUAGGCAAUAAAAUUGACCUGGAUAAAGAGCGACAUGUUUCAGUGGAGGAAGCAGAGGGAUAUGCAGAGUCAGUGGGUGCAAAACACUAUCACACAUCCGCCAAAUUAAACAAAGGCAUUGAGGAGCUGUUUCUGGACCUGUGUAAACGGAUGAUGGAGACGGCUCAGGCGGAGGAGAGGUCAAGGGGGAACGGCGCGAGUCACACAAGCACAGCCCGGAGAGGCGUACAGAUCGUUGAUGACGAGCCGCAGACUGCCAUACCUGCCGGAGGCUGUUGUACAUCCGCCUAAACACACUUACACACUUUUACCAUACCUGGGACUGAUAACGGCCUCUCUGUGUAAGAACUGCCACUUCCCACAGCUACACUUAUCUGCGACCGCUCUACAGCUCUGUCAAGUCAUUGCUUUAACAGUCUAUUCCUAAUUGAAGCGGUUGAUUUAUAACUCCACCCUUUCUCUGGAGGACUUAAGGGGUGAAAAGAUGCCAGACUGACCUGUUCUGAUGAUUCACUUAGGCAAGUUAUUACAAAUAGUAGCAAACUAUAAUGCCCAAUCUUAUGAAACACAUGCACUGAUACAUUUUCCUAACAAUCUGAUGUUGGCUCUUUUUUUCUUUUCUUUUUUUGGCAAGGUGUUGUGCAUGUAGAAUCUUUAAAAUCCUUGUUAUAUUUUACGUCUAAGAAAAAAACAAGAAAGUCUUUAUUAUUUAAUAACUUAUUUACAAUUUCAUCAAACAUCUACAUGUCCAAAGACCUUUGUGCUUCUUGUCAUUCUUAUAAAGUCUCAUCCUCCUGUCUUUCAUAUCUUCUGUAUCUUUCUUAAAAAUGCAACAUUAAAGUCCAUUUAGAUCAUUUAAACUCCUUGUAGAUUUUGUCUUUUCUCUUCAACUUGCCUGUUUACUAAAUUUAAAAAUGUAUUGUUUGCUUGCUAAAUUCUUUAUAGAGAAAAUUAUCCAAUACUGUGUACUUUACUUUUUCAAGCUAUCAUAUGCAGUCAGAAAAGUGUACAGAUAUUCAAUAUUGUAUGAAUGUAAAAUGAAUAACGGCUGUGGUAACGUUUUUUUUUUAAUUUGUUUUUAAUUGUUGCUUUUACUAUGUUCAUUUUUUUUUUCAAGAUCUGAACAUUUGGAGAGUUUGUGGAACUAUUAAAAGUUUCCACAAUCACAUCACCUGUAAACACUGAGGUGCAGCUGUGAGCCUUCUGUGCCUUUAAAUAAAAGUGUCUAGAUUGAUCCACC
Pimephales promelas (fathead minnow) is the source of this 1837-nucleotide messenger RNA. RefSeq names its product RAB21, member RAS oncogene family (gene rab21). The record is from RefSeq and is a predicted model, not a curated record. Gene Ontology annotation, molecular function: GTPase activity; GTP binding. Lineage: Eukaryota; Metazoa; Chordata; Actinopteri; Cypriniformes; Leuciscidae. Gene Ontology annotation, biological process: Rab protein signal transduction.